Messenger RNA from Silurus meridionalis, 2362 nucleotides. RefSeq names its product abhydrolase domain containing 13 (gene abhd13). The record is from RefSeq and is a predicted model, not a curated record. The transcript is spliced from 2 exons. Gene Ontology annotation, cellular component: membrane. The coding region runs from base 429 to 1442 and encodes 337 amino acids. Gene Ontology annotation, molecular function: palmitoyl-(protein) hydrolase activity. NCBI's taxonomy places the organism in Eukaryota, Metazoa, Chordata, Actinopteri, Siluriformes, Siluridae.
UGCACCUGGGGGUAAUUACACGCCGUGUAUUUGCUGAGUUCGGUGAGCUCUGUUGCUUACCGCAUUAAUGCGACUGAUGAAAUAGGGUUCGUUUUCUGUUUUUACUGCUGUUACUGCCAUUAGCCGCAAACGUUAAUUACAGUUACCGUGACGCGUCUAUUAGAGGUUUGUUGAUUAGGUAAUGAGGGGAAAUAGCAGGGCUUUGACGAGACAUAUCAAGUGUUUCCGUCUACACUACCGAGCAAUUGUUUUCGCGUCUUAGUCUGCAGCUAGCAAACAUUAUGAGAGAGGUGUAGCCAGGUGUCCACUCCUUCCUUUUCAGCCUGCUGUCUUCCCCUCACGUGAUUCUUUGAACCCUCUGAUCCACUAGACAUUAAUAAAAUUACCUGUAGAGUGAUAUCAGAACAUCUCCUAUUGGACGUCUUGUCAUGGAGAAGUCAUGGAGGUUUUGGGGGAUGCUGGAGCGAUGCCUGCUAACUGCUGGCUCCUGGACUUGGGGAGUUUGUCGCAUUUCAUUGCUGGCUCUUAUCCUUACCUUCCACCUAUAUGGAGGCAUUUUGUUGCUGGGUCUCAUCCUGGCCUCUGUGGCUGGGAUCCUGUAUAAGUUCCAGGAUGUGCUCCUGUACUUUCCUGACCAGCCUUCCUCCUCACGCCUUUAUGUUCCAAUGCCUACUGGAAUUCCAAAUGAGAAUGUGUAUAUACGCACUAAAGAUGGUGUCCGGCUUAACCUGAUUUUGCUGCGCUACACGGGUGAAAAUCCUGCUCUAGUCCCCACCAUCUUGUAUUUUCACGGCAAUGCAGGGAACAUCGGACACCGGGUGCCCAACGCGCUCCUCAUGCUUGUUAACCUAAAAGCUAACGUGGUUCUGGUAGACUACAGAGGUUACGGAAAAAGCGAUGGCGAGCCAAGUGAAGAUGGCCUCUACCAGGAUGCUGAGGCCACACUGGACUAUGUCAUGUCAAGACCUGACAUUGACAAGACUAAAAUCAUAUUGUUCGGUCGCUCUCUGGGAGGUGCAGUGGCCAUCAGGUUGGCCUCAGUCAACCCACAUCGUGUGGCAGCUAUAAUGGUGGAAAACACAUUCUUGAGCAUCCCACACAUGGCAACCACGCUCUUCUCCUUCUUUCCCAUGCGUUACCUGCCACUCUGGUGCUAUAAGAACAAAUUUCUUUCCUACAGGUACGUGGCAUUGUGUCGCAUGCCCUCGCUUUUCAUUUCGGGCCUGUCGGACCAGCUUAUCCCGCCUGUAAUGAUGAAGCAGCUCUACGAGCUGUCGCCUGCGCGGACUAAGCGCCUCGGCAUCUUCCCCGAGGGAACGCACAACGAUACCUGGCAGUGCCAGGGUUACUUCGCUGCUCUUGAGCAGUUUAUGAAAGAGCUGCACAAGGGCCACGCGCAAGAGGAAGCAUCCCAGGGCUCGACAAGUGUCACCAUCAUCUAGAAACUGCAUCCACUCUGACUAAUGUGGAUCUGCUGUACUCGAAUGUUCAUUUUUAUGCUCUUUAGCCCAUUUUUCCCCCAUUUCCUCAACUCCAUUUCUAGCACUUAAUUUUCAGUGAUUAUUAUAUUGAGGUUGUGUGUGGAUUAUGAGGAGGAUGCAUUUUUAAAUAUCUUCAAAGCUUUCGGUUCAAAUAUGAAUGCAUGAAUGAUCUUCUAUAUUGUAAUGUCUUCUUAGUCUCAUUUUCACACACUCAUUUGUACUGAUUGUACAGGCCUUUUUAUACAGAGACUUUACCAUCCAUGGUAUACCAAAUGAUCAUUCACGGGCACGUCCUACUGUAAAAUAAAGAUGCCUUAUAAUGUCAGGCAAAGUGUUAAGUAUUUUUGUCCCUGUUUUGAUGCCGUGUGACUUGAAUGUUUGAAACCAAUCUUAAGAGCUAAUACUUAAAAAUCAUACACUAGGCAAUGGCAGAAAAUGUCAGUGCUUAUAGCUGGAACCAGUGUUGUGUUUUUUAUUUUUUUUUUCCAUUUUCAUUAUUUUUUUUUUUAAAGGCAAAUCUGGAAACCUGUAACUUCAAAAUCCUUCAUUCUGUUGUGUUUUUAAAAGCCACAAUUUUGCUCACUCAUGGUUUUAGUGAUUGAAGCCGAAAACGGACUCAGGAAUUGCUGAUAUCCGCAAGAAUCAUUUCGGUUCCUGAGCUGCAGAUGCACCGAGCGUAGUGCAUACUCACUUCAUCCAAAGGUGACUGUGAAUUAUUGUGUCUGAUUGGAGGCUUUAAACAGUGUACGCUUGUUUAAGUAUGUAGGAGUAUGACAGUGUUGCGAGUACACCCCUUUAGUAAAAUUGUAAAUAAGAUUGUUUAAGAGCACAGGUCUGUAUGUGCUGCUGUACAUGGUUUUAAUAAAUGCCUAUACUCUGGU